Messenger RNA from Solanum verrucosum, 945 nucleotides. RefSeq lists its product as uncharacterized. The record is from RefSeq and is a predicted model, not a curated record. Lineage: Eukaryota; Viridiplantae; Streptophyta; Magnoliopsida; Solanales; Solanaceae. Bases 62 to 679 code for a protein of 205 amino acids. The transcript has 2 exons. Gene Ontology annotation, molecular function: RNA binding.
AAAGAAUAAAUAGUCCAAAUCUCUUGUCCAACUUUUCCCAAGCCAAGUAGAACCCAAAAUCAUGGGCCGCAAGAGAGACAGAACCCACUUCAAUCGCCACGUCCCGUACUCCUUCCCCAAGCGCCGCCGUCCAACACCAAUCACCGACGAUCCAUUGCCGGUGCCGGAAGACAACUCAUCGUCCACCAAGCAACAGCCGGUUACUGUGGUGGUUAUUGGGGUUCCUUCUGAAUGCUCUGUGCUCGACAUUAAAUCUCGUUUUGAGAUUUAUGGAUCCAUCUCUCGAACUCGUAUGGACCCUAAUGGUCUCGCUCAUAUCACUUUCCGUUCCACUGAUUCUGCUCAAUCUGCUGUUGAAGCUGCCGAAGAUUCAUCUUUCCCCAUAACUCUCCACUCCAAGCCUGUUCAGGUAAUAUGGGCAACUGACCAUGCAUCACAGUGGAAAGAAGGUGUGAUGCGAAAGGAUGAACUAUCCACAUCAACGGUUGCAUCGAAGCUAGUUAAAGCAGAAGUGCCACUAAGUAGGCACGGAAGAAGUAAUCGACUGGGAUCAGCAAUUGUGAACCCCCGAGAUGAGGAUAAUGAUAAUGCUGGCGGUAAUGUUCGUGCACAUGUUAGUACAAGGCUGGUUGAGCCUUACAAGGGUAGGGAAAUUGUUGCCUAUGAUGAUAUUUUGUAACUUAAGGUCGUUGUUUGAGGGAUUGCCUCACUUGUAACAUUAGCUAUAUGGCUUUAGGCAAAUGUUGAGUUUUUAUUGCAGAUUGGUUGGGUGAUUUUCAGUUCUAGCUGUUCUUUCAAAUAAGUUUCCUAUCUUGUUUGUUUUUCUUCUGUGUGUAAUACUAGCACUAAAAAAUGAUCAUGUACGUAAGAUUUUUUUUUCCAUUUGAGUAUGUAAUUCAUGUAGGCUUCUGUCUUAGCAAAUAAGAUGCUGGUCCUUGAUUUGGA